This is a messenger RNA of Lizanozyma spartinae, 246 nucleotides long. RefSeq names its product proteasome regulatory particle lid subunit. The transcript has a single exon. Bases 1 to 246 code for a protein of 81 amino acids. The record is from RefSeq and is a predicted model, not a curated record. Gene Ontology annotation, cellular component: proteasome complex; proteasome regulatory particle, lid subcomplex. Lineage: Eukaryota; Fungi; Ascomycota; Pichiomycetes; Serinales; Debaryomycetaceae. Gene Ontology annotation, biological process: double-strand break repair via homologous recombination; mRNA export from nucleus; proteasome assembly.
AUGUCGGAAAAGGAAGCCAGCGGUGCCAGUGCACCAGCAGACGAAGUCAAAGAAACAAUCAAGACCCUUGAAGAAGACGACGAAUUCGAAGACUUCCCAGAAGAUACCCAAUGGACGAACGAACCCAACCCACAUCUCAAUGCAGCCAAUUUGUGGGAGGAAGAUUGGGAUGAUGAUGAUAAUAACGAUGACUUUUCUUUGCGAUUGAAGGCGGAGUUAAAGAGUUCUCAGAAAGCUGCUGCUUAG